Messenger RNA from Lonchura striata (white-rumped munia), 3642 nucleotides. It is a transcript of the gene FAM204A, whose product is annotated as family with sequence similarity 204 member A. The record is from RefSeq and is a predicted model, not a curated record. NCBI's taxonomy places the organism in Eukaryota, Metazoa, Chordata, Aves, Passeriformes, Estrildidae.
CGGGGCCGGGCGGCGGCGUGAGGGGCUCCGCGGGGCCGGGCGGCGGCGUGAGGGGCUCCGCGGGGCUCCGGCAGCGCCGCCGGCCCUGCGGGCACCGGCGGGACGGCGAGCGCCGGCUGCCUUCCCCGAGGCCGACGUUGAGCCGCGUUUCUCUUCGCUUCGCUGUCUCCGGAGCUUCCCCCCCUCGCUUCCCGGCCUGCCGCCUGCCCUGCCCGGCUCUCCCCUGCCGCGGCCCGUGGCUGUGCUGUCCCGGGAGCUUGCCCCUGUGGAGGCACGGGAGGCGUUUGCUGCGGUGUCGUCCCCCAGCUGAAAGGAGCUGUAAGCAAACGCACAGGGCCACAACUUUAAAGGACGAGAAGUGGGGGAAGAAAGAGCCAGCAGUCUCAGCAUCUGUAAUCAAGUUUUCUUCUUUCUAAAAUAGUUGUUUUUGUGCUGGGAUGGGUAACCCGGUGUCUUUGCAGUGACUCGAAAUAGUUUGGACUUAUGUAAACUGGAAGAUGUGGAGUGGGCUGUUACCUCCAGGACUGAAUGAAAGUGAUGUUGAUCUAAGUUCUGAUGAUGGAGACGAAUCACCUGAUUCCUGUUCAAAGCAAGACACAAAAGAAGAUACUGAAAGAGUUCAGGGGACUGGACAGGAAAGUAAUGCCAGCAGUGAACCUCUUCUGCCGGUGACAGAUGAAGAAAGUGAAUCUCAAACGUGCCCUCUGGGAGUUUCUGUGAAUAUCUGGAAUAAGUUUGUGGAGCUUCAGAAGAAACACCGUGAAAUGAAAAUGCAAGUGAAAGAGGAAAACAGGUGCCGAAAAAGAAAGCGCCGCCGAAAAGCAAAACAGAGAAAGACUGAUGAAGUGGCUAAAAGUAGUCAGCAGUUGGAAAAUGAAGAGAAAUGGAAAGAACUUACACAAUACUUUGGAAUCAACGAUAGAUUUGAAUCACCUGUGAACAGCAGGGCUCCACAAAAGUCUGGCCUUGAACUGAGCAUAGAGAAGUGUGUGGCUGAAGGUGACAUUGCCAAGGCUGAGGAGCUGAGUGACAGAUUAGCCAUUCGUGAGCUUGGUGUGAAAAUUGCCAAAGCUGCCGCUUGCCGCAACUUUGUAAAAGCCAAGCAAGAAGCAGAGGCUGCCCAAGAAGCUCAAAAGAAAAAGAAGCUUGCUUGGGGAUUUGAAGCCAAGAAAAGAUGGGAAACAAAAAGCAACAUGGGAUACAUGUAGCCCAUCCUAUUUUCCUCAGGAGUCAAAUACCUGUUGUUACUUGAAGAAUUUUGGUGGACAAUUUAUUAAAUCUAAACAUAAACCCCCCAAAACAAAACACAUCAAAUGCCUGGUAUUUAUCCUAAUGCUUUUAAACUGCACUACCUUGUUUUGUCACUGUCUUAUAAAUAAUACAGAAAAAAUACAAUCUGAACGUCAGUACUGUGUUAAAUUUUCCUCCUGGAUAUGAAACCUAAAGAUAAUGCAUUUCAGGUUGAAUUUGGAGUCUGGUAGAGAAUUCUCUGAAGUCGAAAUAAAAUCUUUGGUCCAAAUGUGUUUUGUGCUGUACUGCAAUUAUAAUGUGUGGGCAUAAGGAGAGAGGGGUGUGUUGCUUCUGAUGCUACAUAGACUUAAUGCAGUGUUUUCUGCUUGUAAAUUGGGGGAAGACACUAAAUAAAGAGCAAACCCAACUUAUCUUUUUGAAACCAAGGAUAUUUAUAGCCUUAAUAAAUAUAAACACACACACAAAAAAAAAGCCUAAAAGUCAUGGAAGGAUCUAGUACUAUUGGUCAUAUCCUGGUUCUUCAUAAUAUUUCAGAUUGCCAGUUUUCUUUCCUUCCUAAUAACACAGGUUUUAAAAGUCCCAGAUAAAAAUAUAUAAAUACAUAUCUUGGAAAAAUAUCUGAACUGUUACGUUGUAAAGUUAACUGCACCCAAGAUACAAAUGUAGAUUUUACUCCAAGUCAAAUGUUUUACAGAUCAAUUAUGAUUUGAAUGUUUAUGUUAUAAGAUUAUAACAAGAAUUGAUGAUAAUAUUUCUUCAAAAUUAUUCUCAGUGAAAAGUAAGUACACAUUCAAAACUAAUAACUUUCUUCCCUGAAGCUCUUGCAUAUAUGUUUAGUUACCACAAUGCCUGAAUUGAAUUGGUAAUGUAAAUGUCAGUUAUUGUUAACCAAGAUUAAUAUGUUUCAGGCCAAAGGUAUGGUAUUAGUGUAAUGGUGAUUUACUGUGUAAGUACUUGGGGCUAAAACAACUUGCCAACAAAUAGCAAUUUGAAGUUUUACGGCAGCAAUUCGAAGAGUUCAGGUUUGCAGUCCAAGAUGGAAUAGUGCAUUUUUGUUCAUUAGCCCUUAGGAUAUUUGAUUCUUUUUUUUUAAAUCGUAUUUCUUUCGCACAGAUGAGAGUUUGCAAUAUGGUAAUCUGCAGUUAGCUGUAAUUAGUUAUGAUGACAGAGUUGAAUACAAUUGCCAGGAUUGUAAAUUAGGGGCUGAUUUGGUUUCUGCAAUAUAACAUCAUAAAUCUCACACUAUGGUUUACAAACUACUUUGCUUUGCAAACUUUUGUGUGGAAGGAAGCAAGUGCUAUCUCUAGUGAAGUGAUUGUAAAGGUGAAUUGCAUGUUUGCACGUGUAUACACACAGGUUACACCAUGACCCUACAUCAGGAUCUUUCCGUUCCAAAUGUUCCUGUCCAGAAGUUACAGGCAAUUGGUCCAUAAUUGCUGUGGGUUUUCUUAAGGAUCUGAAAGAUGGGUUAGAUACAGUUGACCUUUGUUAUGUACUGAAAAAUAGAAUGAUAAUUAAUGCCAAACACACCAGCAGCAUUCCAUUAAACUUUUUAAAGUAUCAUUUAUUAAAUAAGCUAUUUUCUCUUUUGCAGUAAUUGCUCUUAAGAUUAACAGUAUUUGUCAAAUCAAGAUCGUGAUCUAAUUUCAAGGAUCAGUGUUCUUUUUUUUGAAAAUGUGCUUUAACAGAAACCCAAGCCCUCAAAAAACAGCUAUUGCCCAGCUACCUGUAAUAUUUUAGAUUAAAUCAAUUAGUUUUAUGUUAGGCCAUUCAAAAUGGAACUGUUUAGGUAGUAUGCAGAAUAUUUGCAUCGGGUCACUUGUGUGAUUAAUUUAAAAAUGACCACAUUUCAAACCUUUUUAUCCACCUAAAAUGUUUGCUUAAAAUAUUAGUUGAUUUCCACAUUCCAAAAUCUCUUAACAGGGAAAAUACAAAGGCUUAAUACAGCUUUAUAGAGUUAAUAUAAAUACAUAAGAAAUAGAUUAAUAGAGAACUGUAUCUUUAAUAAUCUUCCUAAAUUGCUGGUCUGUUUUUAAAUGUCUUGCAUUGUGCUGGCACCUCUUUUUUUUUUGAGUUGUUUUGAUCUGUGAUGUAAAUUUUGUCCAAGCAAGUAGAAGUGUAUUCUGAGACUUAAUGUUUCCUGUUUAACAGUGUUAAACCAAUCCAAAUGCUUGUUUUAGUUAACUGAAAGUUUUUUAAUCAGCUUAAAUAUACAACUUCUUACACUGAUCUAAAUUUGAGAUGUAAUAAUAAUUCUUUUAGCAGAUGAAAAGUUUGCACUAUCUCCUUGUUUAACUGAAAUUACUGAUCUAGAGAAAUGUACUUAAAUUAUAAGUAUCAGUACCAAUCUGUUGUGAUGCCAGAUAUUUAUUAAAAGUUCAUUUGAUGCUA